Molecule: messenger RNA, 2680 nt
Organism: Nyctereutes procyonoides (raccoon dog)
Lineage: Eukaryota; Metazoa; Chordata; Mammalia; Carnivora; Canidae
Gene: FKBP10
Product: FKBP prolyl isomerase 10
Exons: 10
Coding region: 74-1822 (582 amino acids)
Molecular function (GO): calcium ion binding; peptidyl-prolyl cis-trans isomerase activity
Source: RefSeq, a predicted model, not a curated record
CAGGGGGGAAGGAGGCUGGCGGCGGCGACUCCCUCGCUCGCCCUCACUGCUGGCCGUCCGCGCUCCAGGCACCAUGUUCCGCGCGGGGUUCCCCAGCCACACCUUCCUCCGGCUCCCCCUGCUGCAGUUGCUGCUGCUGCUGGUACAGGCCGUGGGGAGGGGGCUGGGCCGUGCUAGCCCGACCGGGGGCCCCCUGGAAGAUGUAGUCAUCGAGAGGUACCACAUCCCCAGGACCUGUCCCCGGGAAGUGCAGAUGGGGGAUUUUGUGCGCUACCAUUACAACGGCACUUUCGAGGAUGGCAAGAAGUUUGACUCGAGCUAUGACCGAAGCACCUUAGUGGCCAUCGUGGUGGGCGUCGGGCGCCUCAUCACCGGCAUGGACCGAGGCCUCAUGGGCAUGUGUGUCAACGAGCGGCGACGCCUCAUUGUGCCUCCCCACCUGGGCUAUGGCAGCAUUGGUGUGGCGGGGCUCAUUCCCCCGGAUGCCACCCUCUACUUUGAUGUGGUCCUGCUGGAUGUGUGGAACAAGGCAGACACCGUGCAGGUGAGCACCUUGCACCACCCAGCCCACUGCCCCCGCAUGGUCCAGGACAGCGACUUUGUCCGCUACCACUACAAUGGCACACUGCUGGAUGGCACCGCCUUUGACACCAGCUACAGUAGGGGCGGCACUUAUGACACCUAUGUUGGCUCUGGAUGGCUGAUCAAGGGCAUGGAUCAGGGGCUGCUGGGCAUGUGUCCUGGAGAGAGAAGGAAGAUCAUCAUCCCUCCAUUCCUGGCCUAUGGCGAGAAAGGCUAUGGGACUGUGAUCCCCCCUCAGGCCUCCCUGGUCUUCCACGUGCUACUGAUUGACGUCCACAACCCAAAGGACACCAUCCAGCUAGAGACGCUGGAACUACCUCCUGGCUGCGUCCGGAGAGCAGUGGCUGGAGACUUCAUGCGUUACCACUACAACGGCUCACUGAUGGACGGCACCCUCUUUGAUUCCAGCUACUCCCGCAACCACACCUACAACACCUAUGUGGGGCAGGGUUACAUCAUCCCCGGGAUGGACCAGGGGCUGCAGGGCGCCUGCAUGGGGGAGCGCCGGAGGAUCACCAUCCCCCCACACCUGGCCUACGGAGAGAAUGGGACAGGAGACAAGAUCCCCGGCUCUGCUGUGCUGAUCUUCGAUGUCCACAUCAUUGACUUCCACAACCCUGGGGAUCCUGUGGAGAUCAAGAUACUGUCCCCACCCCCGGAGACCUGCAAUGAGACAGCCAAGCCUGGGGACUUUGUUCGCUACCACUAUAACUGCUCGCUCCUGGAUGGCACCAAGCUCUUCUCCUCCCAUGACUAUGGGGACCCCCAGGAGGCUACACUGGGGGCCAACAAGGUGAUCGAAGGCCUGGACACAGGCCUGCAGGGCAUGUGUGUGGGAGAGAGGCGGCAGCUCGUGGUACCCCCACACCUGGCGCACGGAGAGAGUGGAGCCCGGGGUGUCCCUGGCAGUGCAGUGCUGCUGUUUGAGGUGGAGCUGGUGUCCCGGGAGGAGGGGCUGCCUACAGGCUACUUGUUCGUGUGGCAUGAGGACCCUCCUGUCAACCUGUUCGAAGGCCUGGACCUCAACAAGGACGGCGAGGUCCCCCUGGAGGAGUUCUCCGCCUUCAUCAAGGCUCAAGUCAGCGAGGGCAAAGGACGCCUCAUGCCUGGGCAGGACGCAGAGAAAACCAUAGCAGACAUGUUCCAGAAUCAGGACCGCAACCAGGAUGGCAAGAUCACCAUGGAGGAGCUCAAACUGAAGUCGGACGAAGACCAGGAGCGGGUCCAUGAGGAGCUCUGAAGGCCAGGAGCCUGGGCCCAGGCCCAAAUGUGGAGGCCCGCUUCUGUGAGGACAGUGGGCCCUGGGGCUGACCUUCCAAGGGUCGCCCUCCCCUGUGCAGGCAUCAUGUCUAGGAACACCUGAACCAUGGUCAGAGGAGACAACUCUGGUCUCCCCACCAGCCCGAGAGUAAAAUCCACAAUACAGACCUCGAUUUACUGUUUCUCUUCUGGCCCCAAACCCCUCCCUUACAAGUUUUGGAGUCACAAAGCCAAUCUGUUGGCGGAGUCUGGGGGUCGGGUGGGGCCAUUGCUGAGCCUCACCCAUAUCCCCCGCCCCCAUCGUCACCAGACACUGAACAAGGCCCAGCUCAGUCAUUUAUUUUCUCAGACUUUCCUUUUACCCAUACUUUUCCUUGUCCCCAACUACCCUGCUCUGGUCUCUAUUCCUGGGUCCAGGCAGCCCCCCAAGAGCAUAGACCAGGACUCACCAGACCCUCAGCUCUGGGGGCUUCUAGGGAGGGCACUGCCCUCCCCCACCCACUCCCUCCCCCACACCUCUGCUGUUGGCCCCCCACAAUGUCCAGUGGUGGCUGGAGUGACCCUGGGGUGCUCUGUUCAGGGCUGGGCUUGGUGUUGCCCUUCCUCCCUCUCUGUCCCUGCUUUCUUUCUCUAUGGGACAGAGAAGAGGAGGGUGAAGGGGGUGGGGAUAAGGAUGGAUGUAGUCUUAGGGCUACGAAAUCCUUGGUUUGGGGGAGAGAUAAACUUGGAAGAAAGGCUUGCUUGAAGUGAGAGGGGGGUAGACAGCUCUGCACAUUCAAAAGGCUAAAUUGGUGGCAGAUCCCUUUCUCCUUUGUACCAAAUAAAAGACUAAACCAAA